Molecule: messenger RNA, 1049 nt
Organism: Diospyros lotus (date-plum)
Lineage: Eukaryota; Viridiplantae; Streptophyta; Magnoliopsida; Ericales; Ebenaceae
Exons: 5
Coding region: 369-911 (180 amino acids)
Source: RefSeq, a predicted model, not a curated record
GAAAAGAACGGAAGGGAAUGCUUAGAUGGUUUGAACGAACAACUGGAGGCAUAUUCGCUUCCUUCACCCAGAAAUGGUGGCUGCACAGAGAGAGAGAGAGCCUUCUCUUUCUCCUCUUCCCAAGCAACCCUCCAAAAACUCAGUUUUCACACCCUUUUCCUCUCUCUCUCCUCUUCCCAAGCAACCCUCCAAAAACUCAGUUUUCACACCCUUUUCUAACUUCUUUCAACAUUUUCUCUCUCUCUCUCUCUCUCUCUCUCUCUCUCUCUCUCUCUAAUAGCAAUACCCAUCGUCUCCUCUCUCUCAACACACCUGUAUAUAUUACAAUUAGAGUAUAAUUUGGAUAGAGAGAGAGGGAGAGAGAGAGGAUGGUUGACUGGGGGGACUCAUCUGGAGCGCGGCAGCAAAACACAUCAGCAACAGCAGAAGCAUCUUCUCUGUCUUUGCCGUCGUCAAUAUUCAACAAUUACCCUAUCAUUUCCGCUCUUAUGGCCUUCGCUAUUGCUCAAUCUAUCAAGCUCUUCACCUCCUGGUAUAAGGAAAGAAGAUGGGAUCUCAAGCGACUUGUUGGAUCUGGUGGAAUGCCAUCUUCCCAUUCUGCAACUGUUACUGCUCUUGCUGCAGCUGUUGGUCUCCAAGAUGGUUUCGGAGGAUCAAUGUUUGCAAUUGCAUUGAUCUUAGCAUGUGUUGUGAUGUAUGAUGCAUUCAGUGUAAGGUUACAAGCUGGACGCCAAGCAGAGGUCUUGAAUCAAAUCGUAUACCAACUUCCUGACGAACAUCCUCUGGCUGAGAGCAGACCACUACGCGAACUUCUGGGGCAUACCCCUCCCCAGGUAAUUGCUGGUGGGUUGCUGGGACUUGUUACAACAGCAAUUGCCCACUUGAUUGUUGCAUCUGGUAGUCAAUCUUGAUGCACAGGUUAACGUCCAAAGAUGCUCUGAACCCAGGAACUCCACCUGUAAAAUUGUUUGCAAUUCCAAAUACCAAAUACCAAAUACCAAAAUGGCAUUGUAUAUGAUUUACUUAAUUGGCAUAUUCUUGUACUAAAA